AUGACUGAACAUGUUAUCCUUGUUCAUCCAACAGUGGAGCACUCUCUUCGUUUUUUCUUCAUUGCCUCUUCUGGAGUCCCAAACUUCCCAGAGUUUUUGAGCUCUAUGGAAAUUGAUGAAACUGAGGUGGCUUACUGCAACAUCAGUAAAAGCAUCCUGGAACCAAAACAGGACUGGGUAACAAAACUUUUAAAUGAAAAUCGUUACAUCAUGGAGAUGAUGAGCAACGAGUGUUUUGAAAAACUUCCCAUAAUCUUCAAAGCCGCCCUUAAUGGUGUGAUGCAGAGCUUCAAACAGAAUGAAGGUGUUCACAUCUUACAGUUGAUAAGUGGCUGUGAGCUGGAUGAGAAUACUGGAGAGGUUUCUGGUUUUCUCCGGGCUGGUUAUAAUGGAGAUGAUUUCAUGACAUUAGACAUGACAACAUUGUCUUGGACCUCUCAGCAAACACAGGCUGUCAUCAUCAAACAGAUAUGGGAUGCUGACAAAGGUUAUAUAAAGGAGAAUAAGAAGUUCUACAUGCUGAUCUGCCCAAAGUGGCUGAGGGGCUCAUUGACAUUGGCCAACAUUUCCAAAGAGAGAACAGAUCUUCCAAAAAUAUCACUCCUCCAGAAGACUCCUUCCUCUGCUGUCAGCUACCAUGCUACAGGUUUCUACCCUGACAGAGCCAUGAUGUUUUGGACCAAAGAUGGAGAGGAGACUCACAAAGGUGUGGACCAUGGAGAAAUCCUUCUCAACUACGAUGUAACGUUCCAGAUGUGUGUCAACAUUGACCUCUCAUCAUUCACACCUGAAGACUGGAGCAGAUACAGCUGUGUGUUUCAGCUCUCUGGUGUCAAAGAUGACAUCAUCAUCAAACUAGACAAAGGAGUAAUCAGGACCAACUGGGGUAAGAUGGAAGUCAGAAUCAUAAUAUUUUAAGGUAGCUAACUAAUAACCUCGUUAAACCAACAUCCCUGGUCAUGCAAGUCAUUAACAACAGAUUGAAUUGUAUCAACUCAAAUUCAAGUCAGUCUUAUUACAAUGUUAGGGCAGACAAGUAUGCAAGGCUGUAGUGGGUCUGUCUGUCUUUUCAA
Messenger RNA from Melanotaenia boesemani (Boeseman's rainbowfish), 1073 nucleotides. RefSeq names its product major histocompatibility complex class I-related gene protein-like. The transcript has 3 exons. The record is from RefSeq and is a predicted model, not a curated record. Gene Ontology annotation, cellular component: external side of plasma membrane. Gene Ontology annotation, biological process: immune response. NCBI's taxonomy places the organism in Eukaryota, Metazoa, Chordata, Actinopteri, Atheriniformes, Melanotaeniidae. The coding region runs from base 1 to 918 and encodes 305 amino acids.